This is a messenger RNA of Arthroderma uncinatum, 810 nucleotides long. RefSeq names its product CTLH domain-containing protein. Bases 1 to 810 code for a protein of 269 amino acids. NCBI's taxonomy places the organism in Eukaryota, Fungi, Ascomycota, Eurotiomycetes, Onygenales, Arthrodermataceae. Gene Ontology annotation, cellular component: cytoplasm; nucleus. Gene Ontology annotation, molecular function: protein binding. Gene Ontology annotation, biological process: proteasome-mediated ubiquitin-dependent protein catabolic process. The record is from RefSeq and is a predicted model, not a curated record. The transcript has 4 exons.
AUGGCCGCUGCGAAUCUCAUGUCACCAACUCCCUCAACGACCACGCCAACAUGGUCGAACUUCGAGAAGAAGAUGGAGGAGCACAAACCGUCCAAAACAGACAUUAACUACCUAGUUAUGGACUACCUCGUCACGAAUGGGUAUCCUUCAGCCGCGAAUAAAUUUGCAAUUGAAGCGAACAUUCCACAGCGACAGGAUUCUGACAUGAUACAAGAGCGCGUUGAAAUUCGCAACGCGAUAUACUCGGGCAAUAUCCAGUCAGCAAUCGAAAAACUUAAUGAGCUCAACCCUCAGUUACUUGAUGACAAGCCUGAGCUCCAUUUCUCUUUGCUUCGUCUCCAGCUUAUCGAGUUGAUACGCACUUGCAUAUCAACUCCGAACGGCGACAUUACUCCUGCUCUAGACUUUGCCACGUCACAGUUGGCACCUCGAGCUCCUACCGAGCCUCAGUUUAUUAGCGAGCUCGAGGAGACAAUGUCAUUACUGAUUUUCCCUCCCGAUAAUCUCUCUGCACCGCUGAGUGAACUCUUGGAUCCAGCCAUGCGGAAAACAGUUGCAUCGAAGGUAAACGAAGCGAUACUCCAAAGGCAAGGUUCAUUGAGUGAAGCUAGGCUUCGUGCUCUUGUCAAGCUUCGAGUUUGGUCAGAAAAAAUGGCCAGAAACGCCAAGAAGGAUAUUCCUGAAACAUUGGACAUUGGUUUUGACAACGAUGUUACCAAUGGUAGCGAAACAAACGGUUCACAGAACCAAACCAACCAGGAUGAUGUCGUGAUGCAAGAACGCGGCGACCUGGAUUCCAUGGUACACUAA